UGUGCAAGCCCAAAAGACAUGGAAGGUGAGAGAAUCUUGAAAAAUAAAUGUCACAAGAGAGAUGAGAUGCCCAUGCCUCUUUCACUUGGUACAAACCAAGAAAAUCUCGUUGAAAUAUAAUAUAUACUAAAUAAUAUAUAAAUGUAUUCUCUUUAGAUAGUGUGUUAUCUUUUCUCUCCUCUCUCCUGUACUGUAAUAAAAUCUUUCAUAUGGCGAAAUGGGAAAGAAAUGAUUGACUCAGAAACUUGGGGGAGAGAGAGAGAGAGAGAGAGAGAGAGAGAGAGAGAGAGAGAGAGAGAGAGAGAGAGAGAGAGAAGUACAUAGAAAGAAGAAUAAGGUUCUUCUCCAAUGGCAGUAAAAAGAUUCCAGCUUUAAUUCUCUGGGGUCCUUCAAUUCUUGUCCUUUUACUUCAGAAGAUUUUUACAUUCCAGCUUUAAAGAACUCUGGAACAAAGAAUCUCUGUGUGAGAAAUGGGAACUAAAAUACGAGCUAAUACUUUAUUACGGGAAUACCCUCCUAUGGGGCCCCACUAUCUCGGAAACCAAUCGUUUCAAAAUGACCCGGAGAAAGUGAGGCAGACAAUUCUCGAGCAUGAAUCGAUUUUCAGACAACAGCUUCAAGAAUUGCACCGUGUUUAUAGAAGACAGAAAGAGCUGACGAACGAAGUCAAACGGGGCGGUGUUUUCCCAAACGGAACAUAUGAACUCGGAUUUCCUAAAAUGCCCCUGGUCGAUCAGGCCUCGUACAAUAGAGACACUAAAUUAUCUCUAACUACUGUCCAAACAUCAUCUCCGUGUAAUAACAAUGCCGAUGCUUCUAUGUAUAAUUUGUACUUCAAAAGAACCGAUUGUCAUACGGGAGAUUUAAGGAUAACCAAUCCAAUAGAUGGAGAAGUGUCGGCGAAUUCAUGUUCGAAAUUUAAUCUCGUGACGAAAGAUCUCUUGAAAAAUUCCAUCAUUGGAACGAACGAAAAGAAUGGGAAAGAGCAUUUGUACGAUGGUCUUUCUGAAGGGAGGAGAUAUGAUCGCGAGCCACUUGCAUCUCCUGAAUCGCUACUAUUGGCUGAGCCGAAAAAGGAAUUCUUGAAUCGUCGGAGUAAGAAAAUUUUUGGGGUCGAGAUUUACGAAGAAAGUGAUGAUUUAUUCGAUUUCAAUCCACCUAUGUCAAGUACUUUGGGUCCGAAAUUCGGACCAAAACAAGAAAAUCACCGUGUUGUCUCUUUCGAGCCAUCCUCUUGGAUCGCUAGUACGUCCAUGCAAAAAUUCAAUCUUGAUGGCAAAAACGAACAUUCGAAGGCAGUUGAAAGAGAACCCGUGAAAUAUUUCGAGAAUUCGAACGAUAUAAACUCGAAAAAAUCGGAAAUUUCGAAGAACGAUUCAGAAAAUCAAAAUCGAGGGUUACCUUGGUUUCUUCGAACUUCACAAGUUAGUAAUGAUAUGAGCAAAGAGAAGAAGAGUUCUUAUUUUAUGAAUAUGGACUCUUUGCAGAAUUGUUCUAUGGAUUUUUUCAAGAAAGCUGAAGUACCCGACGGAACCUUCCGGACUUUGAAGCCAAAAACGGAACUCUCUCCAAAGAUUCUCGGUUUUCCAAUUUUCGACAUGGUUCAAAGUUUUAAGGAUCUAAAUUCCGAUGACAAAAAUGUCUCAAAGGCUAAUUCGAUGCAUCAUAUCGACUUGAACAUGUCUUUGGACGACGAGGAAGAUGCCACGUCAGCAAUUUCCGAAAUCGCCACCACAAAUGCAUCUCCUAAAGAAGUCAACACAGAGAAAUUAACCGACAUUUCUUACGAAGAGCGUGACAGAAUCGCAGCCGAGGCCAUAAUCACCAUGUCAUCAACGCCAUCAUCCGCAGAAGUCGAAUCGAGCAGUAAUAAUAAUAAUAACAAUAAUCUCGAAUGGUUUGCCGAAAUCGUUUCUUCGCAAUACAGCGACGAAAUGGACGAAUUCGAACUCACGACAUUGAAAUUAGAGGACACAAAAGACGAGCACUAUCACUACACGCCGUUCGAGCUAUAUAACAACCCUCCAACCGAUGAUGACAACCGAGCGAGUUUAUCCAAAUCGUCUCGAAGAGGGCAGUCGAGAAGAGGGAGGCAACAAAGAAAGGAUUUUCAGAGGGACGUACUCCCGGGUUUGAUCACGCUGUCACGUCGACAGGUGGCGGAGGAUUUCCAGACGUUUGAAGAGCUGAUGAAAGGGGAACAAGGCGGCAACUGGCAGUUGAGACUGUCUCAACGGGGGUCUGUGAGAAACGGUAGGGGGAGGAAGCGUUUGAAUACUACUACGUGUUCGGCCGCGAAAACGGUUUGCUCGACUGAAACGGAGCGACCCGUUUGCGAAAUGGAGCAGCCCGUUUGUGGAAUCGAAGAGAGAAACGGUUUGAGUGGAUGGGGGAAGAGGACUAGGAGGUUGCCUAGGCAGAGGUGUGCUAAUGCUGUUCUUUCUUUUACAGUUAAGUGCUGACAGAGUUUCUUGAUCAAGAUUCCUUUUUUUUUUUUUUUUUUUUUUUAAAAUACCAAUUUAUGUGAAUAUAUUAUUAUUAUGAAGUUAUAGAAUUCUAUUUUUAAUAAUUCAUAUGAAUUUGAUGCCAUUUCUUAACCAAUGCAAUAUGUAAUGCUCA
This is a messenger RNA of Erythranthe guttata (spotted monkey flower), 2619 nucleotides long. RefSeq lists its product as uncharacterized. The record is from RefSeq and is a predicted model, not a curated record. Lineage: Eukaryota; Viridiplantae; Streptophyta; Magnoliopsida; Lamiales; Phrymaceae.